AUGGGUUCUGUGAUUUCUCGAGGCCCCAGAAUGGAAGCCCAAGUGGUGAUGAUGGGUCUUGACUCGGCGGGCAAGACCACGCUCCUGUACAGACUGAAGGGCCACCAGCCUGUGAAGACCCUGCCUACGGUUGGCUUCAAUGUGGAGCCUCUCGACAUGCCAGGGCAUGUGUCUCUGACUCUCUGGGAUGUUGGGGGCCAGAGUCGGCUCAGAGCCAGCUGGAAGGACUAUCUGGAAGGGACGGACAUCCUUGUAUAUGUGCUGGACAGCACUGAUGAGGCCCGCCUACCUGAAGCACUGGCUGAGCUCACAGCAGUCCUAGACCAUCCCCACAUGGCCAGCGUCCCUUUCUUGGUGCUGGCCAACAAGCAGGAGGCACCUGAUGCUCUGCCUCUGAUGGAGAUCAGAGCCAGGCUGGGCCUGGAGCGAUUCCAGGGCCACAGCUGGGAGCUCCAGGCCUGCAGUGCCCUUACUGGGGUGGGGCUGCCGGAGGCCCUGCAGAGCCUGGGGAGCCUUCUGAAGUCCCGCAGCCAUCAUGUGUUCAGGUGA
Messenger RNA from Sorex araneus (European shrew), 549 nucleotides. RefSeq names its product ADP ribosylation factor like GTPase 11 (gene ARL11). NCBI's taxonomy places the organism in Eukaryota, Metazoa, Chordata, Mammalia, Eulipotyphla, Soricidae. Gene Ontology annotation, biological process: vesicle-mediated transport; intracellular protein transport. Gene Ontology annotation, cellular component: cytoplasm. The transcript has a single exon. The record is from RefSeq and is a predicted model, not a curated record. Bases 1 to 549 code for a protein of 182 amino acids. Gene Ontology annotation, molecular function: GTP binding; GTPase activity.